This is a messenger RNA of Eptesicus fuscus (big brown bat), 2747 nucleotides long. It is a transcript of the gene ACSL5, whose product is annotated as acyl-CoA synthetase long chain family member 5. The record is from RefSeq and is a predicted model, not a curated record. NCBI's taxonomy places the organism in Eukaryota, Metazoa, Chordata, Mammalia, Chiroptera, Vespertilionidae. Gene Ontology annotation, biological process: long-chain fatty acid metabolic process. The transcript is spliced from 22 exons. Gene Ontology annotation, cellular component: membrane; mitochondrion; endoplasmic reticulum. The coding region runs from base 386 to 2485 and encodes 699 amino acids. Gene Ontology annotation, molecular function: arachidonate-CoA ligase activity.
CUCCGAGGUGGUCAUAGGAGGAAAGGGUGAACAGUGGGAUGUGGGCUGGCUUCGUCUCAGCCCUCGGGGGCUGGGGUUAAGGCGUUUGACAAGCUGCCAGGGUAGGCUUGGCGCCUUCUCCCUCCUGGUCAGACACUUCCACUUUCAGUUGUAAACGAAAAACCAGGAAGUGGAGUCCCCGAGCACGUUCAGGAGCCCGGCCAUGGCCUAACGUGGGGCCGGCAGACAGGGCAGAACUGGGGCACUCUGAGCCGGGCCAUCUGUCUGCAUGGAUGCUCUGAGGCCACUCAGUCCCUGGAGGUCACAGGGGUGAGGGAAGAAGAACAGGGACUCACGUGCCAGAAGAACUUGGAUCAGGAAGCUCCAUCGCUGGAAACACUGAGGGAUGCGACUCCCCUCCCAGGGCCUGCAUUUCCUGCUGCUAUUCACAAAGAUGCUUUUUAUCUUUAACUUCUUGUUUUCCCCACUUCCAACCCCGGCACUGAUCUGCCUCCUGACCUUUGGAGUCGCCAUCUUCCUGUGGCUCAUCAACAGACCUCACCCAGUUCUGCCUGCAGUUGAUCUGAACCACCAGUCCGUGGGAAUCGAGGGAGGAGCACGGAAGAAUGCUCGCCAGAAGAGCAAUGAACUGCUAAGCUACUACUUCUCAGAUGCCAAGACGAUGUAUGAAGUUUUUAAAAGAGGACUUGCUGUGUCUGACAAUGGGCCUUGCUUGGGAUACAGAAAACCAAACCAGCCCUACAGAUGGCUGUCCUACAAGCAGGUGUCUGAUCGAGCAGAGUACCUGGGAUCCUGCCUCUUAUAUAAAGGAUAUAAGCCAUCACAAGACCAGUUUGUUGGCAUCUUUGCUCAGAACAGGCCAGAGUGGAUCAUCUCUGAGUUAGCAUGUUACACGUACUCCAUGGUAGCCGUGCCCCUGUAUGAUACCUUGGGAGCAGAAGCCGUCAUAUACAUUAUCAACAAGGCUGAUAUUGCCAUGGUGAUCUGUGAUACACCCCAAAAGGCAUCAGUCCUGUUAGAAAACGUGGAGAAGGGCCUCACUCCAGGCCUGAAACUGAUCAUCCUCAUGAAUCCCUUCGAGGAUGACCUGAAGCAAAGAGGGGAGAAGAUCGGAGUUGAGCUCUUAACCUUCUGGGAUGCUGAGAAUAUAGGCAAAGAGAAUUUCAGAAAACCCGUGCCUCCUGAACCAGAAAACCUGGGCAUCGUCUGCUUUACCAGUGGGACCACAGGUGACCCCAAAGGAGCCAUGCUAACCCAUCAAAAUGUUGUUUCAAAUGCUUCAGCUUUCCUCAAAUGUGUGGAGGAAACCUUUGCACCCACCCCCGAGGAUGUGAGCAUAUCCUACCUCCCCUUGGCUCACAUGUUUGAGAGGGUUGUACAGAUUGUUGUGUACUCCUGUGGAGCCAGAGUUGGGUUCUUCCAGGGAGACAUUCGGUUGCUGCCGGAUGACAUGAAGACGCUAAAGCCCACAUUGUUUCCUGUGGUGCCUCGGCUCCUCAACAGGAUCUACGAUAAGGUUCAAAAUUCAGCCAAGACGCCCUUGAAGAAGUUCAUGUUGAAAAUGGCUAUUUCCAGUAAAUUCGGUGAGGUGAAAAGGGGUAUCAUCAGACGUGACAGUUUGUGGGACAAGCUCAUCUUUGGAAAGAUCCAGGACAGCCUGGGCGGGAAGGUGCGCAUCAUGGUCACUGGCGCUGCCCCCAUCUCCUCUCCUGUCUUGGAGUUCCUCCGAGCGGCAAUGGGAUGUCCGGUGUUUGAAGCUUAUGGUCAAACAGAAUGCACUGCUGGCUGUACAUUUACAUUACCCGGGGACUGGAAACCAGGCCAUGUCGGAGUUCCCCUGGCUUGCAAUCAUGUGAAGCUGGAAGAUGUGCCAGACAUGAACUACUUUUCAGUGAACGGUGAAGGAGAGAUCUGCAUCAAAGGCAUCAACGUGUUCAAAGGAUACCUGAAGGACCCCGAGAAGACAGCGGAAGCCCUGGACAAAGAUGGCUGGCUUCACACAGGAGAUAUUGGUCGCUGGCUCCCGAAUGGAACUCUGAAGAUCACUGACCGUAAAAAGAACAUUUUCAAGCUGGCUCAAGGAGAAUACAUCGCCCCCGAGAAGAUAGAAAACGUGUACAGCAGGAGUGGACCAGUGCAGCAAAUUUUUGUGCAUGGGGAGAGCUUACGGUCAUCCUUAGUAGCAGUGGUGGUUCCUGACUCAGAAGUGCUCCCCACAUUUGCAGCCAAACUUGGGGUUAAGGGCUCCUUUGAAGAACUGUGCCAAAACCAAGUUGUAAAGGAAGCCAUUUUAGAAGACUUGCAGAAAAUUGGGAAAGAAGGUGGCCUCAAGUCCUUUGAACAGGUCAAAAGCAUCUAUCUUCACCCAGAGCCCUUUUCCAUUGAAAACGGGCUCUUGACGCCAACAUUGAAAGCAAAGCGUGGAGAGCUUUCCAAGUACUUUCAGACGGAAAUCAACAGCCUGUAUGAGAGCAUGCAGGAAUAGGUUAAGUUUGCUGCUGAGCUGGAAGCUGAGGGGGAAGGAGCUGGAACAAUGUCAAGUGCACUUUCCAGUGGACGAAGUAGACCACCGAGUAAAACCCUCCUGAACUGGGAACACAGACCGGCCUGCGCAGCAGGCUUCUCCUCUGAGAGGAGACCCACUGGCCUCUUCCCCCGGGAACUCCAGCUCCUGCUCUGGUUCACCCCCAGAAUGCGUUGCUUCCACUUGUAAAGUCUUUAAAGUAAUAAACUAUUGUGGAUACUUA